GGGGAGAGCGUGGUGUGGUGAGGUUCUCUGCGCUGCGGAGGGCGUAUGGCGGCCGAAGCGGGUCAGUGCGGUAGCCCCGUUCUCAGAGCGUCUCUCGGUCUUUGUUGACCGGGGCGGAUCCUAGCUACGGCGAGCAGCGAGGCCCACAGGUCAAGAAGCCAUUCGGUUCCUGUUUAAUAAUCAAAUAAAAUGGCAUCCAAACGGAUCACACAGGAAACAUUUGAUGAUGUGGUGCAAGAAAACAUCACAGAAUUUGAAAUGGAUCCAGAUGAGGCUGCGAAAGAAGCCGUCCAGCAAUUUGAAUCUCAGGGUGUUGAUCUGAGUACUAUUGUAAAAGCUGCACGGAAACCCACCUCUGAAAAUGGCCAAGAGCAAAAACACGACAUUUUGCAGACAUUAGACUCACUCAGGAAAUCCAUUGCUGACUCUGCACUCAGUGAGGUGGGUGAGCAGCUAGUGCGCUUCAGUGAGCAAUGCAGAGAACAGCUGGCUGUCCGCUACUUGGCUGGGCAGAAAGGUGCCUGUCCUGUGGUGCUGGCUGCCUGCAAGCUGGCCUCAGGAGACAGAAGUGCCAUGCUCAAGGCCCUGCAUGCUUUUUCUGCCCUCAUGGAUGGGCAGCCAGACCUGCUCGACUCUGCUGGCCAAGAGCUGUUGCUGCGAACGCUGAAGGAAAACGCAGAUGACGCUGAAAUGACUCUAGCUGGGAUCCGGUGCAUCCGACACGCCUGUCUGAAACAUGAGCAGAACCGCCAGGAACUGGUGAAAGGUGGCAUCCUGCCAUUGCUGACGGGUGCCAUUGUCCGGCAUGGUGACUGUGCUGGCGUGGUCCGAGAGGCCGCCUCAGCGCUCAGGGUCAUGACAUUUGAUGAUGACAUUCGUGUGCCCUUUGGCCAGGCCCAUGAUCACGCCAAGAUGAUUGUAUCAGAAAACAACGGUUUAAGGAUCCUCAUAGAGGCUGCCAAAGCAUUCACAGACGACUCCAGUGUUCUCCGUGAGCUUUGUGCCACCUUGGCUCGCCUGUCCGUCCGGAACGAGUUCUGUCAAGAGAUUCUGGACCUUGGAGGCUUGAAUUUCAUGGUGGCCCUGCUGGCUGACUGCAUUGACCAUCAGGAGCUGGUGAAGCAGGUGCUGAGCGCCAUGUGGGCCAUCGCAGGGAAUGAUGACGUGAAAGACGCCAUAGUCAACACUGGAGGAACAGAUCUCAUUGUGCUGGCUAUGAGCCAUCAUCUUGCCAGCCCUCAGAUCUGUGAGCAGGGCUGUGCAGCCUUGUGCAUGCUGGCCUUGCGCAAGCCAGAGAACUGUAAAGUCAUCAUGGAAGGUGGAGGGGCCCUGGUAGCUCUUCAGGCCAUGAAGGUGCAUCCAAGAGAAGUGGCUGUGCAGAAACAGGCCUGCAUGCUGAUCCGGAACCUGGUCUCCCGGAACCGGGACUUCUCUCAGGCUAUCCUGGAGAUGGGAGCUGAGGACUUGAUUGUGCAGGCUCGUACGGUGCACCAGGACUGUGACGACAUAGCCAAAGCUGCCUUGAGAGACCUUGGCUGUAAAGUGGACCUCCGAGAGCUGUGGACAGGUCAAAAGGGAAGCCUGGCUCCCUAAACCACUGCCCCCGAGAUCCUUGGAAGCUUGGGACAUCUCAGUAUGCAGCAUCUACAGGCAAACGUGGCAUCAAAUAAUCUGCACUUAAAACUGGCCCUGAGCAGCUGAAGAGAAUUCCUGGCCUGUGAGGCUAUCGUGGUGUGGGCUGUACUACUCAGGGGCAUCUAAGCUGUUGCUGAGAUGGCUUUGUCUGUGUAUAUAGGCUACAGAUAUACAGAACUUGUUGUGAUGAUCUACUCUCUCUACAACUUGAUGCCUGGGAAAGACCUACUUCUCCCCUCCCCCCACAUUGCUGUGUUACUUAUUUAUGGGCUGUUCCUGUGUGUGUCUGUCCAUGUUGUGAUCCAAAGUAGAUCUCUUCCUGCAGCAGUUUGGCAUCUACCAUUUUAACCAGCCUUGUCCUACCUCCUGACCCCUGCUCUAUGCCACUGGUGGCUAGCUGUCCCAAAGACUAUUUGAGGGAGAUGACACCAACAUAGUGAAUGUCCCGUCCUAUCCCAAUGCUGUUACUAGCGUGCUAUGCAUUGUCUCACUGGGUUGGCUAUCUCCAUUUCCAUCCGAUACAGCAUUUUAAACAAAUGCAAGGUAUUGGCUGGAAACGUCAUGGCCCCGUGCGUCACAUUUAUAAUCGGUGAGCUUCCAGAAACAAAUGUAAGACGAUAGGAUUGUUCCAACUGUGAACAAUCAAAUGAUAGGUGUGAGAGAGAGCUUUGGGGGCAGGGGAAAAAUAGCUGGCUGUGCCACAGUGUUGUGCUACCAGAGAGCCAGCCACAUUUUGAGUCCUUUGCUGGGAUCACCAGACGUACUCUUCCAGAGCCGAGACUCUUGGAUAGUAGUUGCCUGCUCUUAUCAACAGGCCAUAGCUCCCCUGGGAGAGGGCAGACACUAUAUUUGGAGGAAAGGGGGGAGGGUGGAAAAGAUGACAUGCUUUGGGGCAUUUUAAACUGAUUAUGCCAAGUGUGUAAGUAAAUGCUGCUGCUGCUGUGUGGUGUCUACCUGUAAGGCAGCAAAAGACGUGACCGCUUUGGAAGCCCUACAGGCACUAAUUCCGUGUGCGGUGUAUGUUUGCAAUAGCUGCCUACAUCCCUUUCUCCAUUGCUUUUUCUGGCGAAAGCUGCAUCCAUCUGUCUGUCUCUCUGCAAUCUCCGUUCAAUAAAGCCUGCCAGGCUGCACUCGA
This is a messenger RNA of Malaclemys terrapin pileata, 2770 nucleotides long. RefSeq names its product armadillo repeat containing 6 (gene ARMC6). Gene Ontology annotation, molecular function: protein binding. The coding region runs from base 190 to 1593 and encodes 467 amino acids. The transcript is spliced from 8 exons. NCBI's taxonomy places the organism in Eukaryota, Metazoa, Chordata, Testudines, Emydidae. The record is from RefSeq and is a predicted model, not a curated record. Gene Ontology annotation, biological process: hematopoietic progenitor cell differentiation.